AUGGACUCGUCAAUAGGAAUAAAAGGAAGCAACUUCGCAAUGGUAGCUGCUGACACAAGAGUCUCUAGGUCUUUUCUUCUUGUUAAGGAGGAUUAUGAGAAGUUCCAAGUAAUCAAGGAUAAGGUUGUGAUGUCAGUGGUUGGAGACCAGGGAGAUGCAUUCAGGACCAUGCUAAAUGUGUCUGAAAGUGCCAGAUAUGAGGAAAUACAGAAUGGGAUAGAGAUUUCCCCAAGUGUGCUGGCACAUAUGAUCCAGAACAAAGUCCAUGAGUCUCUCCGAAAGAGACAGCUCGAUGCAUCAACAAUAAUAGCAGGGAAAGGCCCUGAAGGAUAUGAUCUAUGGUCUGUUGACAGAUAUGGAGCAAUCUCUUCUGUGCCGUUCUGUGCUAGUGGAUAUGCUGCAUACUUUGUAUAUGGAAUCCUCGAUAGAGAGUAUUCCGAGAACAUUACUAUUGAUGAUGCCUUGAAAAUUAUCCAAAAAUGUAUUAACCUAUUGAAGGAAAGACUUAUAAUCAAUUUGGAGGGAUUUAUGAUAAAAAUAGUUACUGACGAUGGGGUCUUGACUAAAACCCUAGCUCCGGAAAUAAAAGACUAA
Messenger RNA from Encephalitozoon romaleae SJ-2008, 594 nucleotides. Its product is annotated as proteasome subunit beta-type 2. Bases 1 to 594 code for a protein of 197 amino acids. Gene Ontology annotation, biological process: proteasomal protein catabolic process. Gene Ontology annotation, cellular component: proteasome core complex. The transcript has a single exon. NCBI's taxonomy places the organism in Eukaryota, Fungi, Microsporidia, Unikaryonidae. The record is from RefSeq and is a predicted model, not a curated record.